Chelonia mydas (Green sea turtle) is the source of this 4680-nucleotide messenger RNA. RefSeq names its product family with sequence similarity 216 member B (gene FAM216B). The coding region runs from base 97 to 582 and encodes 161 amino acids. The record is from RefSeq and is a predicted model, not a curated record. Lineage: Eukaryota; Metazoa; Chordata; Testudines; Cheloniidae. The transcript has 4 exons.
GGAUAGGAAGGUGUCUCCAUUUUAGCUUUAUGUAGUGUGAGGUCUGCAUGGUUUCCAAAGUCCAGUUUGAAAGGUGACAAUUUACAAUUCACAGUUAUGACAGCAAAGCAUUUGCACAAGGGAAAGGCAGACAGAACUCCGGUUUUUGUUCUUCUCUUCCCCAGGGCAGUAUGCAGAGUUCAUUCAAGAUGGGUACAAGGCUGGGUAAGGAUGGGUGAAAAUUGGAAGAGAAAUCCUGGUCCCUGUCAUUCUCCAAAAGUUUUAUGCAUACAAGUUCCUCCAUCUGCUCAGGAUACCUACUUACUGAAGGACCUGAAGCGAGGCCAGAAAUGCUACCUCUAUAGCAUCAUGAGAGUUUAUGACAGCAAACCUCUGAGGGAAAUGCUGUGCCAUCAGUACAUGCUCAAUCUCCAGCGCCAGAAUUUGCUGGGUCAUAUUACUGAGCAUGAAGUCAGGUUUUAUACCUCCUUCCUGGAUCAAGCUGAAGAGAGAGACCCAAGGAAGGUCUCAGCUAGAAACAGCACCUCUCUGAAGUCCAGUGUUGGGAGAACUCAGCUGGGAUUAACAGCCUGUAGUUCAUAGAAUGUAAGGCCAGAAGACAUCACUGUGAUCAUCUAGUCUGACCUGCCGUAUAAUACAGGCCAUAGAACUCCUCCAAAUAAUCCCUGUUUGAACUAGAACCUCUCUUUUAGGAAAAGAUCCAAUGUUGAUUUAAAAAUUGCCAAUGAUGGAAAUUCCACUAUAUCCCAUGACAAAUUGUUCCAAUGGUUAGUGUCAGUGUUAAAAAAUUGUGCCUUAUUUCCAGCCUGAAUUUGUCUAGCUUCAACUUCCAGCCGUUGGAUCUUGUGAUACCUUUGCCUGCUAGACUGAAGAGCCCAGUUUCAAUUUUGUAUUUCCCAGGUAGGCACUUACAAGAUAUGAUCACCCCUUAACCUUCUCUUUGUUAAAUCAGGUAGGAUUAGAAAAGGCAGCAUGGACAUAUUGAGGUCCCAGUGGAAAGAUGUCUGAUAACUGCCUGUCCUUCACUAACCUUUUUCUGUUAGAGUCAAACUCUGACAUUAAUUGAUAUCAACUAUCCCUCACUUAAACUUAAUCUCCAUCUUUUCCACCAAUCUGUAGGAAUUCACAGUGACUGAGUCCAGGCAGGUAGACUUUAUGGGGACUGGAGGGAAUGGCAGUUAGUCCAUCUUUCUGUGUUUAAAGCACUGGCUGUAUUUCAACGUUAAAACGUUUGCGAUGAAGACUGGCACUUCUGAGCUGUGUGGAGGUGGGGAUGGCUGUGUUGGCUGCCUUGAAGAGUGGAGAGGUAUGUGACAAGAGCAGGCUGGGAGCGGGCUGGAUGGCAGACAGCAUAAAGCAGCAUCCAUCUGGCUGUGGUACUGAUUUAGGCUGGGAUUUUCAAUGGAGACUAAGGUAGUUAGAUGUCCAAAGGCAAAAGACUUUCAGUGUAAAUCGGAUGCUGAACUUCCUUUGAAAUCCCAGCCUUAAACAUGAAAUGAAGAAUGUCAAUGUGUAAACAAAAUUAAAACUGUUCCACCAUAUGAACUUUCUGCUGGACAAAAUGGAGGCAGCUAAUCUUUUUAAAGUCUGGGAAGCAACUUGCAUGACCCUGGAUCCAAUCUUUUGUCUGUCUCCUCCCUUUAGGAACAAGACCCGGGUCCACUAGCUCCCAUUUAACUUCCUUCACUGUACUGCAUAUCUGCUUUGAGUUGAUCUGCACCCACCUCCAAGUGACACAGUGAGGGAUAUUGCAUACGCCAGAUAUUGUAUUCCUGCAUUCUACGAAGGGCUUUCCCAUCACAUCUAUGUCUGAAAGAACUGGGCCUCUUCUCCCCGGUACAGUUAGAUUCCAAACCUACCUCCCGUACCCCUAAGGAGGGCAACAGUGAGAUCAUCCUGAACCAUGCCCCCUUUAACAACCAGAAGACAGGAAUCCAAACCAACCUCUCUUGCCUUUAACUCUUGAGAAAGAAGGAGGAUGGAGAAAAUUCAAAAGAAUGCAGUAGGAUUAAGAAUUAGGAGAUGUUACAAAAAAUACUAACUUUGGUUGGGGCUAAUUGGCACCCCAGCUGACAGUCCGUGCAUAGAGGGCAGGGAUAAUACAGGCAUGGAGCAGAAGUGGUUUGUUCAGGCCAGGGCUGAAGCACAUUUGUGGUGAAGUGGGAGGAAGCUGGCACUGCUGCUGCCACUGCUGAAUGUGGUCUGUAAUUGGUCUGUAAUUAGAGGACAUCACUCUUCAAGGCUGUCAAUCCAGACCCUUUUCUGAGCACCAAAUUCACUUCAGUAGAACCAGCUGAAUUUUUUUCUAUCAAAACUGUCUUUCGAUGGAAAGUGGAUUUUUGACUAAAUGAGAGCUAAACUGGGUUUUCAGUGGAAAAUUUUGCCUUGGAAGACAUAGUCCAGCUAGGCAGGCUGGCCUAUAUGGGAGAGUGGGGGCAUGAGGCACCCAAACUACAACUCCCAUGAGUAGGGUGACCAGAUGUCCUGAUUUUAUAGGGACAGUCCCAAUAUUCAGGGCUUUGUCUUAUAUAGUCACCUAUUACCUCCAACCCCAUGUCCCAAUUUUUCACACUUGCUAUCUGGUCACCCUACCCAUGAAGCACUGUGGCAGCAUAGGAGGACACUGCCCUGUAACUAAACAUUGUAGCAAAAGGGUUCAGUUUUGAUUUUCCUGAUGGAAACUUUCAGUUUUGGCUGAAAAUAUCUGAUUUGCAGGUUUUUGAUAAAAAGUCGCAAUUUUCCACAGGGGGAAACGCCCCCCAGCAUUUUCUGAGCAGCUCUUCACUUAAUCAGGCUAAUUAUGCAGCAAUUAAAGGCCUUAUUGUUAGGCUAACAAUAAAUCUAAUUACAUUCAACUUUAUUGGGAUGAGUAAUAGCAAAGGGGGAUCCUGAUCAGCAGCACUCCAUCUGACCCAAUGAGAGCACAGGCUGCUGAAGACCUUGCAGGAUGAGGUCCCUUGGAUUGCUGGCAGUUUUCUGAUUUUGCCUCAAUUUUCUAGCCUUGGAGAGAACCACAAAGGCACAAAGUCUUAGUGACAUCUGCGUCUAUACAAUCAUAAUGAAUUGCUAAAUGCACCAGAGUUGAUGUAAAUAAAUCAUUGUAUCAGGCUCAUUUAGCCUGGUGCCUAUCGUCAAUUAACUUGUAAUACAAUCCCAGCACUGAAAAUCCCUUUUUCCUUUACAAUUAGAUUUAUCCCUAAUUAUAACUGGAAGACGUCCUGACAGCUUUGAAAUACUGAGUUGUACUAAAGCUCACAGCAAUAUUUAUUCAUUUAUUUAGAUUUUAAAACACCCAUCUGCAAAGAUCUAGAUGGCUCAAUGAUUAAUUAGACUUAUAGUGACAACCCAGCAAUAUUAAAAGCUUAUAUAUUGGUAACACAUUAACUCAGCCAACUAGUAAAUCAUAGCAGCACAAAAGCUCCUUUCACCUUAUGUCUUAUGGCAACAUACCUUCAACCUUCCCCCAAAACUCCAUCAAGGAAAUGGUGAACUAGUGGAAACCAGUCCCUACAUAACGACAGAAGAAGCAGGCCUUGAGUGACGGAGAACUUUUUUUCCUGAAGGUACCUCUUGAAGGACACAGCAACUGUUUAAGAGAUCACAGCAAGGUGCUCAGAUACUAUAGUGAUGAGUGCAGUAUAAAAACAUAAAUUGUAUAGAAUAUGUAAAGUUUACAUGACACUUCAGGGGAGUGAUGAAGAUUGGAGAAGGAAACUGGGGAGGUACACUGUAGUUGUACAAGAGAUGGAAUAUGGCACUGGGACUAGGACAUUUUGUAGGUUAACCUUUUUAAUAUCUUUUAGAGUAAGGUGUCUAAAAUACUGUUCCUUUUGCAAUGCUGUUCACUGUGCAAUAUUCUGCUAUCCUAUAUACACAUUCACAUUUUUCUAGGACACUUAGGAGACUUUAAUUUUUUACUGCUGAGCUCAUUCACAAAAUGUUUUCUCUAUAAGGCUCUUCGAUAUAAAAUAUAUCUCACAUAUUAUUUUUGACCCCCUCCCUCCCUGAGAGAGCCAUUUUAGAGAGGAGACAAUGUUUUGCCUCUGGUGAUCAGAGGUUAAUAACAGAUGGACUAUAAUCCUGUUCUGCACCAGCCUGGAAUCCAACCCAGCUCUACAUAUGAUUUCCUCCAAGGGUUUCGCUUUAGAAAACUACUAUUUUUUUAGCUAGCAAAGGGAGAUUCACAUUGUGGUAACAAUCGAGAGUUCCUUCUGUUCUCUUCCCUGGGUAAUGUUUUAUUGCUGAAAACAUAACAUAUCCUAUAUUAUGGAUCAAUUUCCAAAAACAUACUCUCUCACUGUAAUGAGAAUAUAUAAAAGACAAAACAAACCAUAAACAUUAGUGGUAUCUCAAGAUGAAAUUUUGUUAAGCAUGGCAUAUUGUUUUUGCAAUAUAUUUUACUACACCAUUACAACAUAUUAUUCAAUAUAGCGCUGUUAUCCAUUACUGUAGCUAUUUGGUAUAUACUGCCAAUUGAUUUAGCAGUUUAGUUGCAUCGUUCUGUAGAUUUUAGUAAACAGAAGACAUUGUGCUAGAUUAUGAGUAUGACUUGUGUGGCUGUGCAUGGUAGUAAGGUCUUGCAAGGUCGUGGAGGACCUACUGAAGACCCUGAGUCUAGGCAUGGUGGUGGGAAAGAGCAGAGGAAUCAUGCCUGCUAUUCCUCACAAUGUGAGCCACGAU